Messenger RNA from Anopheles darlingi, 2378 nucleotides. It is a transcript of the gene mAChR-A, whose product is annotated as muscarinic acetylcholine receptor DM1. Gene Ontology annotation, cellular component: dendrite; plasma membrane; synapse. The coding region runs from base 299 to 2341 and encodes 680 amino acids. The transcript is spliced from 5 exons. The record is from RefSeq and is a predicted model, not a curated record. Gene Ontology annotation, molecular function: G protein-coupled serotonin receptor activity; G protein-coupled acetylcholine receptor activity. Lineage: Eukaryota; Metazoa; Arthropoda; Insecta; Diptera; Culicidae. Gene Ontology annotation, biological process: chemical synaptic transmission; adenylate cyclase-inhibiting G protein-coupled acetylcholine receptor signaling pathway; G protein-coupled receptor signaling pathway, coupled to cyclic nucleotide second messenger.
AUGCUUUCGAAAUGGAAUCGCACAGAAGAGCCCACGAAGCCGCUGUUCAUUUGAUAAGGGUGACGUCUCCGGAGCGAGCGCCAUUGAAUAAUUUAAAGGGAACAACAACAGCAACAACAACAAUCAUCACCAGCAUCAGUCCCACCAUCAACGCCGCUACCCUCGACAACAACAACACCAACAGCAGCAGCCGCGUCGUCGAUCGACGUGCAGGGACACUAGCUCGAACCGUUCGGGCGCUCGCCGGGGCCGAAGUGGCCGGAUUGUGGGGUGGCCACGUAUCGCAGCCACUGCAACGAUGGGAUUCCCGUUCGAGCGGACGACGGUUGACAGCUUUCUGUCCCGCUACACGACAGAGGCAUCGCUAUCGGGUGCGAUGGCGACACCGGCGGCUACUACCGGUACGACCAGCACGACCACGUCCAGCACGAUGGCGUCCGUGGUCGAAGAGCUGCUGUUCCUUAACGUCACGCUUGCGUCGACGUCACCGGCCCUCGUCACCACCGCCAACGGUACGACCAUCGACGUGUCGGCCGAGGAAAUGGAACCGACCUACUCGCUAGCGCAGAUCAUCAUUCUCGGUAUCAUCGCGACCGUACUGAGCAUCCUGACGGUGGCCGGCAACGUCAUGGUGAUGAUCUCGUUCAAGAUCGACAAACAGCUGCAGACGAUCAGCAACUACUUUCUGUUUUCGCUCGCCAUCGCCGAUUUUGCGAUCGGGCUCAUAUCAAUGCCACUGUUCUCCGUCACGACGCUGCUCGGUUACUGGCCGCUAGGGCCGCACAUCUGCGACACCUGGCUCGCCCUGGAUUAUCUCGCGUCGAACGCGUCCGUGUUGAAUCUGCUGAUCAUCAGCUUCGAUCGGUACUUUAGUGUGACGCGACCGUUGACGUACCGGGCGAAGCGUACGACGACGAGGGCUGCGAUUAUGAUUGGGGCGGCCUGGGGCAUCAGUUUGCUGCUGUGGCCUCCGUGGAUCUACAGUUGGCCGUACAUCGAGGGGAAGCGGACGGUGCCGGAGAAGGAGUGCUACAUCCAGUUCAUCGAGACCAAUCACUACAUUACGUUCGGUACGGCGAUCGCCGCGUUUUACGUGCCGGUGACGGUCAUGUGCUUCCUUUACUACCGGAUAUGGCGUGAAACGAAGAAGCGCCAGAAGGAGCUGAAGAACCUGACUGGAGAUCGGAAGAAGGACUCAUCCAAGCGGUCCAAUUCCAGUGACGAGAACACGGCCGUCAAUCAUUCCGGUGGCCAUGCGCUUCCGGCCAGUGUGGCCGAUGCGGAUGGAUGGCGUCGACCACGGAGCGAAUCAUCGGCCGAUGCCGAGAGCGUCUACAUGACCAAUGCCGUCAUGCAGGAUGGCAGCUACGGACACGGCAUGCUGUCGCGGCGAUCGAGCAUCAUGAUCAAUGGUGUGCCGAAGAAACCGACCACGUUCUUCGGUGGCAUCAAGGAUUGGUGCAUCGCGUGGUGGCACUCGGGUCGGGAGGACUCCGAGGACUACGGGUAUGACGUGGAGGAGCCAUCGGACUUAGGGUGCACCUCACUGAACGUGAUCCGGGAUCCGUACGUGGCGACCGGACGCAGCAACGUCGUCAGCAUGAUACCGGACAUCUCGCCCACUCCGAUACGGCCCGCGCUACCCCCGUUGGCGCACCUACAGGAUCUACACGGGGCGCGUGAUUCCCGUUCACUACCGAGCAGCAAUCGGCUUGGUUCGCGUUCCGUCAGCCAAGACUCGGUCUACACCAUCCUGAUCCGGUUACCACCCGAAGGUGGGUCCGGUGAUGAGCGAGCACCCUCGAUCAAGAUGAUCCAGGACGAUGUACCGAUGUCGAUGACGGUGCCACCACGGCGGCCACUACCAACGCGCGAUUCCGACUACAUACUGCCGGUUACACGGCGUCAAUCGACCGCGACCACCGAUUUCCGGUUGCCACUGUCGGCCAAGAUCAUCUCGAAGCCGCUGUCGAAGCAGCAGCAGAUCCAUCAGGCCAACCUCGCCCAAACUGCGCGCCAGGUGAAGAAGAAGAAAAAAUCACAAGAGAAACGGCAGGAGACGAAGGCGGCCAAAACGCUGUCGGCCAUCUUGCUCAGCUUCAUCAUCACCUGGACACCGUACAACAUACUGGUGCUGCUGAAACCGUUGACCGCGUGCACCAAGUGCAUUCCGCAGGAGUUGUGGGAUUUUUUCUACGCUCUUUGCUACAUCAACUCGACCAUCAAUCCGGUUUGCUACGCGCUUUGUAAUGCUUCGUUCCGCCGGACGUACGUGCGCAUUCUGACGUGCAAGUGGCACACACGGAAUCGGGAAGCCAUGACGCGCGGUGUUUACAACUAAAGCGAAGCGUUUUGACAGUAGUAGUAGUAGUAGUAGG